This is a messenger RNA of Eimeria necatrix, 687 nucleotides long. RefSeq lists its product as hypothetical. The transcript is spliced from 2 exons. The coding region runs from base 1 to 687 and encodes 228 amino acids. The record is from RefSeq and is a predicted model, not a curated record. NCBI's taxonomy places the organism in Eukaryota, Apicomplexa, Conoidasida, Eucoccidiorida, Eimeriidae.
AUGGCUGCAGAAGUAGCAGCAAAAUCAAGAGCAGCAGCAGCAGCAGCAGCAGCAGCAACAAGCCCAGCAGCUGCAGCAGCAGCUGUUGGGCUUGUUGCUGCUGCUGUUGCUGCCGCUCUUGAUUCACAAUUGAAGCAAGCAGCCACACUAGCAAACAGCGGCGACAGAGGCGCCAGCUGCAGCAGCUCCCUGUGCCUGAUCUGCAGCACAGCAGCUCGCGCAGCAGCAGCAGCAGCGGCAAAGAUUGCUGCAGCAGCAUCUACUGCAGCAACAGCAGCAGCAGCAUCCAUAUAUGCAGCUGUAACUACAGGAGCCGUAGCUGCUGCUGCACUAACACAAGCUGCGGCAGCAGCAGCAGCAGCAGCAGCAACCGUCACAGUAACAGCAAACGCUGCAGCAGCAGCAGCAGCAGCAACCGUCCCAGUAACGGCAAACGCUGCAGCAGCAGCAGCAGCAGCAGCAGCGGCAGCAGCAGCGGCAGCGUUAGGAGCAGCAGCAGCAACAACCGUCACAGCAACGGCGAACGCCGCCGCAGCAGCAGCAGCAGCAACCGUCACGGUAACGGCGAACGCAGCAGCAGCAGCAGCAGCAGCAACCGUCACGGUAACGGCAAACGCAGCAGCAGCAGCAGCAGCAGCAGCAGCAGCAAGUCCUCAGCGUUCAAGGCAGCAACAAACUCGACGAUGA